AUGUCGACUGGGUACAUAGAUCACGGGAAAUGUGUGGAUGUCGGCUCUGGGUACAUAGAUCACGGGAAAUGUGUGGAUGUCGGCUGUGGGUACAGAGACCCCGGGAAAUGUGUAGAUGUUGACUGUGGGUACAUAGACCACGGAAAUUGGGUAGGUGUCGACUGUGGGAACAGAGCCCCCGGGAAAUGUGUAGAUGUUGACAGAGACUACGGGAAAUGUGUAGAUGUUCACUGUGGGUACAUAGACAAUGGGACAUGUGUAGAUGUUCACAGUGGGUACAAAGACCACGGGAAAUGUGUAGAUGUCGACUGUGGGAACAGAGACUCCGGGAAAUGUGUAGAUGUCGACCGUGGGUUCAGAGACUACGGGAAAUGUGCGGAUGUGGACUGUGGGGUCAAAGACCACGGGACAUGUGUGGAUAUUCACUGUGGGUACAGAGACCCCGGGAAAUGUGUAGAUCUCGACUGUGGGCACAGAGACCACGGGAAAUGUGUGAAUGUCGUCUGUGGGUACAGAGACCCCGGGAAAUGUGUAGAUGUCGACUGUGGGUUCAGAGACUACGGGAAAUGUGCAGAUGUGGACUGUGGGUUCAAAGACCACGGGACAUGUGUGGAUAUUCACUGUGGGUACAGAGACCCCGGGAAACGUUAA
Molecule: messenger RNA, 651 nt
Organism: Mizuhopecten yessoensis (Yesso scallop)
Lineage: Eukaryota; Metazoa; Mollusca; Bivalvia; Pectinida; Pectinidae
Exons: 2
Coding region: 1-651 (216 amino acids)
Source: RefSeq, a predicted model, not a curated record